This is a messenger RNA of Cladophialophora psammophila CBS 110553, 1866 nucleotides long. RefSeq lists its product as uncharacterized. The transcript has a single exon. The record is from RefSeq and is a predicted model, not a curated record. Lineage: Eukaryota; Fungi; Ascomycota; Eurotiomycetes; Chaetothyriales; Herpotrichiellaceae. Bases 1 to 1866 code for a protein of 621 amino acids.
AUGGAGAACUUGCCCGCCACGAUAGGUAAUCCGACUUCCACAGAGGACGUCAGCACCAUUGUGAUGGCAACGGAUACCCCGACAUGGAUAAUAGCAACACCAGCCGCAGCACCGACGACGCCCGGGGAUUCACCUUCGGCAGCGGACGCUCCAUCAAGCACUGUAAUGGGCCAGACCACAAGCAUGUCUACCGGCCCCGACGGAGCGUCAGGAGCUGUUGCUGUACCGGAACAGGCUACCUCUCGGCCUAGUCUCACUACGCCUCAAAUUGCAGGAAUUGCCAUCGGCGGUGCUGCUCUCGCUGUUGUCGUUUUUGGUUUGCUGCUUCUUCUGUUCUGGAUACGCAAGCGGCGUCGACAGCGACGGCGCAGCCAAAGACGCUCACGGCUAGUUGAACCGUCAUCCCCUACCAACCAUCAGACCCCUGACAAAAAGCCCCCAGUCACUUUUGAAAACGUUGGAACUUCGCUUACAGUGCCCGAUACUCAGAGUCGCACUCAGGGUCGCUUCUAUGCUCCACAGCAGCCAACGGAAGAAAAGAGGAGAAGCUUUUGGCGGAAGAGCAUCAGACCAGAAGAAAUAGGUAUAGCAGUCUCACCAAAAAUGCCCGGCGAACACUCCCCUGUAAGCGCAUCCUCUCAGCAGAGCUUCUCUCGGCUAUUACCUACUGCGCCUGCUGCAGUUCUGUGGCCCGCACCGCUAGAUGUCGAAGCUACAAGGGAACGAAGGAGAUACACCCAACGACCCGUCAGUGACGUCACCGAGUUUGACGAUGAGCCGGAAACGAGAAGACAAGAACCUGAACGAAUUUUAGUCAACAAUCAGCCAUUCAUAUUGGAGAAACCACCUUUGGCGAAACGGCCCAGGGGGCCACCCCCGAAUCUGAGAUUGCCUGCGUUGCCGGAAAGCCCCCCUAAAGCUGCUGGACAGACAGCUAGAAUCCCAUUGACCCCAACUUACGACAACGGCAAUGUUGAUUUAUCCUCGCCACGCCGCAACUUUCAAUCGCCCACCUCUCAACCACCCCUUCCAGUAGCAGAGCACAAGCUCCCCCCGUCAUCAAUGUACGCAAAUAGGAGUGUGUUGCGAAAGAAGCCUCCAGCCAGACUCCCUCUUCGAGUGAUCAAUACUCCGCUUGGAGAGCCUCUCAUGCAGCCACGGAAUCCUCCCUUGCCACCACAACUAGCGCCACACCCUCCGGCAGGUAGAAGACUAAUGACUGUAGGCCGUGAUCUAGAAAGGCAAAGUUCCGUCAGCUCCAUUUACACUGAAAUUGAAGAAGAUACGACACCUCCUGAAGAAGCAAACAAGCAACUUGGACUGAGAGCGAAUCCACCGACACCUUCCGUCAUCCCUCCUGACAUUCGUGGCGUCUCGCCCGCGCAAGAAAGCCCUAUUAAGGAUUUGAGGUAUCCUCAAAUUCCUCGUUCGGCCGCCAUAUCCAGGCAAGCAGAAAGACCCGCCCAACUUCGAGCAAGCCUCAAUCCAGCCCCUGCUUCAGCCUUUGUACCAGUGGCAGCUCCACCUCUUCGACCGACCAGGGAUCAGCUUGUCCACGCCGAACUAAGCUUUAUGCAAACAGAUACCACCUCCUCCGAUGGAUAUCUGUCCGAUGAGAUUAUUGAAUUUCCAAUCCCUCCUUCAUCGAAGACCCACAGACCGAGCAUAACAAAGCUCAGAAGCAAUCCGUCAAGCGGCAACAGGGGAUCCCCUAUGCAAGACUCUGGGCAAUCUUUGAAUGGAACCUUGAUUACCAAUACCAGCAAUGUGAAUGUCGUCGUUCCGCAACCGUCACCAUCUUCCAAGGCUCGACUGACGCCAAGCAAGUCAAGCAGCGGUGAUUUGUAUCUGACCGUUGAAAUCUGA